AUGCCGUACGACGCCUCGCGCCACGGGCCCGACAAUCGCCCGCCGUCCGCCGAGCGCAUGGCCGCCAUGCUGCACCACGACAACUGGUACACGAUGCAGCGCUACGAGAACCGCACCACCUGGGUGCUCCUGGCCCUCAUCGCCUUCCUCGCCGUCGGUCCCGGCCUGCUGCGUCGUCUGCGCGUCGCCAGGCCGCAACUGGCAGCCCGGCUGGUCUCGCGCCUGCCUGGAUACUACGCUCUCGCCGCAUUCUGUCGGCGCAUUGGCUACGUCGAGCUCGGACACCUCGGCUUUGGUCUACGCAUGCCUGCGCUUGGAGCGACACUCGUCAUCGUUGUCUUCUCCGCCGGCAUGUUCAUCUGGUCGCUCGUCGUCAAGCCGUGGUAUAGGCCGUCGCGCGAGUGGGGAUCGCCUCCUCUUGCGAUUCGCACUGCGAUGAUUGCCAACGCCCUCAUUCCGUUUCUCUUCGCGCUGAGCAUGAAGGUCAACGUCAUCUCCUUUCUCACUGCACUCUCACACGAGCGCUUGCAGGUGUAUCACCAGUGGAUGGCGCGCUUAGUCCUUCUGCUCAGCGUGAUGCACACCAUUCCCUUCAUCUGGCAGCCGCUGCACGAUGCUGGCUACGAGAAUCUCAAGGCCUGGUGGGACUCUGAUGCGGUGACCAACUGGAGCGGCGUGGCGGCGCUGGCCAUCAUGGCCUGGAUGGUCGCCAGCUCGACUCGGGUCUUCCGCAAUAUGAGCUACGAGUUCUUUGUCAUUCAACACAUUCUCUCGGCAGUGUCCUUCCUCGGCCUCUACUUCUGGCACACCGCCAACGGGCUCAACUCGUGGAUCUGGCUCUGGGCCACCGUGGGCAUCUGGGGCCUCGCCACGCUGCUCAAGUGGUCUCGCUCGGCAGCUGCAAGCCAGUACUUUGUCAACAUGCGUGCGUCCGUCGAGGUCGGACGGGCAGAGCUCGGCGCCGGAGGUGGCGAAGUGGUUCGCAUUGCGUUGCGUACGCCCGUCAAGUGGGCACCCGGCUCGCACGUCUUUGUGCGCUUCCCCACCCUCGCGCCCUUGCAGAGCCAUCCAUGGACCAUCGUGACGCUCUCCUCUCCCUCUCCCCAUGCCGACUCUCAGCUCGUCCUCGUCGCUCGCGUGCGCGGAGGCAUUACGCGCGUGCUCCAUUCGCACGUCGAGACGCACGCCACCGACGAUGAAGAGACGCUGCUGCGUGCCGACGACGACGACGGCGAGCAAGGCGGCAAGAUGCGCACGAGCGCGUGUCUCGUGCCUGCCAUCAUCGACGGACCAUACGGAGCGAGCUCGGCGGUGGUGCAGGCCUUCGACGAGGUGGUGAUGCUCAUUGGCGGCAUGGGCAUCACAUAUGCCCUCCCGACGUUGAUGCAUCUGGCGAGCGCGCGCAGCAUCGUCACGCGCCACGUCUCGCUCGUAUGGACGGUGCGCGAUGCAGGUGCGUUUGUCUCGGAGCAGAAGAGUGGCUAG
Tilletiopsis washingtonensis is the source of this 1485-nucleotide messenger RNA. RefSeq lists its product as hypothetical. The coding region runs from base 1 to 1485 and encodes 494 amino acids. The transcript is spliced from 9 exons. Gene Ontology annotation, molecular function: ferric-chelate reductase activity. The record is from RefSeq and is a predicted model, not a curated record. Gene Ontology annotation, cellular component: plasma membrane. NCBI's taxonomy places the organism in Eukaryota, Fungi, Basidiomycota, Exobasidiomycetes, Entylomatales. Gene Ontology annotation, biological process: iron ion transport; intracellular iron ion homeostasis; copper ion import.